Suillus bovinus is the source of this 1186-nucleotide messenger RNA. Its product is annotated as thioredoxin-like protein. The record is from RefSeq and is a predicted model, not a curated record. Gene Ontology annotation, cellular component: fungal-type vacuole; cis-Golgi network; Golgi lumen. NCBI's taxonomy places the organism in Eukaryota, Fungi, Basidiomycota, Agaricomycetes, Boletales, Suillaceae. Gene Ontology annotation, molecular function: glutathione disulfide oxidoreductase activity. Bases 434 to 1099 code for a protein of 221 amino acids. The transcript is spliced from 4 exons. Gene Ontology annotation, biological process: cellular response to oxidative stress.
UAAUAAGCCAGGCCUUAUAAAAUUACCUUGCGACAGCUGGACGUCGGCUAAAAGAAGGUUGUAAGUACUGCCGCAGACGGUCCCGAAUAUUCAGUUCUCACAAGUCGACACUGCAUGGCACUGAACAGAUCCAGUGACUUUGAAAUUUUCACGUCACAAGCCCGUCCAUGGCUGUUCUCCACGGAUAAGUAUAUAGUCUGAACACCGGUACGACCUGCUGCUGUUAUCCCGCGCUCAUUGUGUUUCAAUUCCAAUCCAGUCUCGGUCCGACGAUCUUGUUCAUCACAGCCUGAGCCUGAGAACGGGCCGCCCUAUUCUUUCAAAUUCAUUCCUUCCCUGCGAGCGUGCCUGCAGGUGACAAGUGACCGCAUCACCAGGUUUGCAUUUGAAUUCAUUGUGUCUGAAGUCGAUCUACACCUCCGCAGACGACACAAUGGCCAGCGACUCGACUUCACGGCGCUCCACAUGCUCAUUCUACCGUCGUCGUCGCAUCCUCCUCAUUCCCGUAUUCUUAAUCAUCUUUUCCCUGUUCUUUAGUACGCCAUGGUCGCUACCUUCUCUCAACCUCUCGGGAAUACAUUCGUCGCUUUCACGUGCCAGUAUUGCUUCGCUAGUCAAAGGACCACCAGUGGAGGAGAUAUAUGGCUUGCUGCACUUUGUGACGAGCGAUGACGAUCGCAUGCUGUCCCACUCGAUAAACCCUGCCGCGCCGAUCGAUCUGAGCGUGUAUCUCGGUGGUGACCAGCCGGAUUGGAAAUCACAUAUGAGAAAGCUGAGAGAAGAGUAUCCAUUGAUCGUAUUCUCGAAGUCAUAUUGCCCAUUCUCAAGGAAGGCUAAGAAGUUAUUGGAGAUGUAUAAUCUUUCUCCUCCCCCUAAAAUCGUCGAAGUCGAUCUUCGAGAUGACUGGGACUUCAUAAAGAUCAUCCUUACUCGUCUUACUGAUCAUUCCACGUUCCCCAAUAUCAUCUUGAAUGGAGAGGGGCUUGGGGGAAGUGACGACCUGCACACGUUGCGUGCGCAAGGCAAGUUGAAGAAGAUGUUUGAGAAUGCGGGAAUGAUUGUAAGGGAGGAUAACGUGAAGGAACAAGAGACGCAAUAGAGUUUGGGAUGUUCACGUCAUUGCGUGCGAUGGGACAUGCUUGAGCUUGAACGUUUGAACGUUGUAUUGUUAAGCAUCUACUUAUGU